This is a messenger RNA of Prorocentrum cordatum, 1039 nucleotides long. The record is from the annotation of a GenBank genome assembly. Lineage: Eukaryota; Dinophyceae; Prorocentrales; Prorocentraceae.
UCAGCUACAGCGCUGGGAUCAGCGCGUGCGAGAAGGGCAAGCAGUGGGAGCGGGCGCUGGCGCUGCUGAGCGAGAUGCGGGAGGCGAAGCUGGAGCCCAACGUCAUCAGCUACAGCGCUGGGAUCAGCACGUGCGAGAAGGGCGAGCAGUGGCAGCGGGCGCUGGCGUUGUUGAGCGAGAUGCGGGAGGCGAAGCUAGAGGGCAACGUCAUCAGUUACAGCGCUGGGAUCAGCGCGUGCGAGAAGGCCCGGCAGUGGCAGCUGGCGCUGGCGUUGUUGAGAGAGAUGCGGGAGGCGAAGCUGGAGCCCAACGUCAUCAGCUACAGCGCUGGGAUCAGCGCGUGCGAGAAGGCGCUGGGAUCAGCGCGUGCGAGACAGAUGGGCAGUAGCAGCGGGUCGUGUUGCUACUCAGCGAGGUAUGGGAGGCGAAGUCAGGACAUCGUCGUCAUCAGUAGUGUAGCGCUGGAUCAGCGCGUGCGAGAAGUGGGAGGCGAAAUUGGAGCCCAGCGCCAUAGCCAGCGCCAUGCCGUCAUCAGCGCGCGUGGGAAGACCGGGCAGAAGCCAGAGCUUUCGUCGAUGCUCAAGAAAAUCGGGGAAAGUAAGUUCAACACGGCCACCAUAGACCGCAAUGGCGGCAUCAGAGCGUGCGAGAAGCAUAGGCAGCGGUUGGAAACUCUGUCGCUGGCUCCGGAAAUGUUGUGGGAAGUGAUGACGAAUAUGGAGAUCAUCCGUCACGUUGGUGGUCGCAGCGCGUGUGAGAAGGGCGGGGAUCAGCUGCUGCCCGUGUCAGCGCGUGCGAGAAGGGUGGACAGUGGCCAGAGGCGUUGUCGCUGCUCAGGGAGAUGGGGGAAGUGAGCUGGGAGCCAUGCGCACUGCCCUGCAUCGCUUGCGCUGUGAGACGGGCUGUGGUGUAAGCUUUCGCGUCUAAGGGGUUCAGGUUCUUGUUUCGUUCGGUCGACGCGCUGUGGUCGCCGGCUGUCGGGCUUCGGUCGAUUCGUGCCUCGCUCGGUCGACGAUUUGCGAUCGGCGCUAGCCCAUAG